AUGAGCACCAACUCUAGCGACUCCCUGUCUGCAGCUCCAAACGGUGUUGCUAUGACUUAUGCAAUACAUCCAGAGCGGGACAACAUUUUCCGUGCUUCAGCAGUGUCCAGCGAAUUCCUCAAAGCGAAAAAGAAGUGUAUCAUCGUCAAGUGUACGCAGUGCCACACGAUAAUGGAAAGACCUUUGAAAUGCGCAAAGUGUAAGAGCGUCUGGUAUUGCUCAAAGGAGUGCCAAAAGAAAAAUUGGUCCAAGCACAAGCCGACGUGCCACGAAGAUGAACGCUCAUCUGGGCUACUCAAACUUGUACAAAUGAUCACUGUCAACCCAGUGCUCAUGGCGUGUCUCCAGAUUGGUGUCAUCUUCGAGUGUGGCCUGCUUGACAAUCCCCGACUCGGAUUUGACAAACCAUUCUUGGGGACUGUACAUAUUGCUAUUGAGCCGAGCAACGUGCUUAACUUUGGUGGAUUGUAUGUCAAUGCCACGAACAUUGAGGAGAAGCUUGAAGGGAUGGUGCAAGUCAAUGGCAUCACCGCGUGGCAGCCAGGCUCAAGAAUGCAGAAUCCCCUUUCACCAAUGCGACUAAACAUGUGGUGCGAGGCUCGAGCAAGGUGUAAUGCAAAAGGUUUUGCUAAGGAUCCUGUUGGACUCAUAGAGUUCACCGGUCAUAAGAGUGUUGAAGACUCAGGGAACUCAAUGACUGCCGAGUUGCACAUCCCCAAUAUUGCCCUUGCCGGCGUGAUGACAGGAGAACCCUUCACAUUUUUCACUGCUAUGACGGACAUUCAGACCAAGGCACCCAUGAGUACUGCAACGAGCCUACGGUUUAUCAACUCGCACAUUCGGGCGGACACGCAGAACCAGUUGGGUUUAAGGACUGAGAUGACAGAGAAAGACAAGGAAGUUAUUCGGGCUGCAGGUCGCAAGGAGGACAGCUUUCCCGUUCGUCUCCUCAAAGAGAAAAUGCAAAGAGAACCCAUUUAUGCCAAUUUCUUGCAACUGACGCAGUAAAUAGUUACCCUUGAGUGCUCUUGAGUGCAUAUGUACAUUUGAUGAUUUCUCGCAAGCC
Molecule: messenger RNA, 1066 nt
Organism: Suillus clintonianus
Lineage: Eukaryota; Fungi; Basidiomycota; Agaricomycetes; Boletales; Suillaceae
Exons: 5
Coding region: 1-1008 (335 amino acids)
Source: RefSeq, a predicted model, not a curated record